Xyrauchen texanus (razorback sucker) is the source of this 5650-nucleotide messenger RNA. RefSeq names its product zinc finger protein 618 (gene znf618). The transcript has 13 exons. NCBI's taxonomy places the organism in Eukaryota, Metazoa, Chordata, Actinopteri, Cypriniformes, Catostomidae. The coding region runs from base 368 to 2866 and encodes 832 amino acids. Gene Ontology annotation, molecular function: protein dimerization activity. The record is from RefSeq and is a predicted model, not a curated record.
UGUGUGUGUCCAUAGGACAGACCGCAACAUUAACGUAACCGACCAACACUGAAAAAUCGACCGCCAGUGGCGUAUAGCUAUCAGGAGGGAAAGAGACAAAUCCUUAGAAAUCAAAUCGGGAACCCUGUUUCUAAAAAAAAUGCUCCGGAAAGGGCCGCUCGUUUCGUCAUUUUAAGAUCCGAAAGGGAGGAUUUCUUCAUUCCCAGAAAAAUUUUCCGCAUGACCUGCAUCAUUUUGGGAGGUCUUACUCUUGUUUGGCUGUUUCAAGAAAAGGGGACAGGAAUCUAGAGAAGAUUGAAGGAACAGUAGAAGAGUCCUCAAAGCUCUGCACCAGGAGUUUCUAUCGCUCUUGCUGCACAGACGAGUCAUGAGCUGUCAGGAGGUGCCGAACCCAAGUCAGGAGCCGAAGGACACUUCCGUAGUCCCCACAGAGGCAGGAACCACACAAGCUGUCCCCACAACCUCCCCAAAGCCUCUAUCUGUCAAAGUAAAGACUGAGGUGGCUUCCCCUAGCGAGUCAGUGGCUAGUAAUGGCAAAGCCAGCGACAGCAACAUGCCUGCUGAGAUCUGUGUGGUUUUAGGGAACAACUCGCGCAACUCUCAAACACAAGGCUCUUACAUUUGUGGAAUAUGUGGAAAAAAGUACAAAUACUACAACUGCUUUCAGACACAUGUCCGAGCUCACACAGAGUCAGAGAGUACAGCAUCUGGAGAAGGAGCAUCCUUAGGAAUCAAUAGUGCUUUCCGUUAUACUUGUGAUGUAUGUGGGAAAAAAUACAAGUACUACAGCUGUUUUCAGGAGCACAGAGACCUCCAUGCAGUUGAUGGUGAGCAAUAUCCAUAUGACCAUGUGAUACCUGUAGAUGACCCAAAAGAGGAGACUGAACCCUUCCAGAAAAUGGGACCAAAAACAGGAAGUUACACGUGUGAGUACUGUGGAAAACAGUACAAAUACUUCAACCCUUAUCAGGAGCAUGUGGCUCUUCAUGCUCCAUUGAAGGGAAAUUAUGGCCUUAAAAUGGAAGGGAAAAUGUCAAGCCAGUCAGGACAGUCUAGUCGUGCAGACAUCAGUUCCCAGAACUCGAAUGAUACUCCAAACAGCCGGGCUUUCAGUUCUCUCCCCAGCUCUCAGAAAACCUACACGUGUGGAGCCUGUGGAAUUCCGUUUCAGUUCUACAACAACCUCCUGGAGCACAUGCAGUCCCAUGCUGCAGAUAAUGAGAAUCAUAUUAAGGAUGAGUCUCCGAAACCUUGCCAAGCACCUGCAGCCACACAGGAGCAGAUGUGGAAACCUCCACAGCCGGCCCAACAGAGGAACCAUGUACCCUCUUUUCAGAAUAGAUUACUUCCAGAAAAAGAGAAGCAACAAGUGGCUGAGCGUUUACUGAGGGUUAUGUGUGUGGACCUUGGCCUUCUGGGUGUUCUCAGCAGUAAAGAUUUCCUUAAACUGGCUCAGACCCUGGUGGACACUGGUGCACGUAACGGGGCCUACUCCAUCCGUGAAGCUCUAGGAGAUAUGAGCUCGCUUGCCCUUAAGCAACUCCCUCGGAUGUAUAAUCAGGUGAAAGUUAAAGUGACCUGUGCCCUGGGUUCCAACUCUUCCUUAGGCAUUGCAGUGACCUGCCAUUCACAGACAGUUGGACCCGAUUCAUGCUACUUGCUAACAGCAUAUCAAGUAGAGGGUGUGCGACUCCGACGCUACGUGUUGGGGCUCAAGGAGGCCACUCUAAGGGAGAGUCCUGAGCAGAUACACCACUGGGUACAGAAUGUUCUGUCCGAGUUUGUCAUGUCAGAAAUCCGCACAGUCUAUGUGACUGAGCCACGCUUGUCUUCGCUAGCAUUUUGCGGUCGCACUGGAGUUAGUCUCCGUUGUGCAGGUUGCUCUCUAACAGCCACAGUUCAGGCUGUACUUGGCCGGCGAAGCCUGCAAGCGCGAGGACUCCACGAACUAGGUGAGCUUCUGGCAACAUGCCGUGACAUUACCGCAACAACCAGCUUUAGCCGUGAGGUUAAAGCUGCAGAGGAAUCAGCUGCUCCGCCCUGCUGGGAUCCAGUCGCAGAGGCCUUGCUCAAGGUUCAUGACAACUUUGAGGCCACCUGCGAAGCAUACGGCCGGUCCAAGAGCACCGUGCCACUCUUGCAGGGCCUGAACAAGCAUCUUCUUGGCACUCUUGCAUGUUUGCUAGCACCACUAAGACAGGCAGCACAGGAGCUGAGUGUUGAACGCUGCCCCACACUGCAGCAUAUGCUCCCCGUCUACCUGCGUCUUGAAAAACUUUUCACCUCUAAAGCUGGUGAGGUGGGUACGGGCAGUAAGCUCUGCCACUACUUCCUGGAGGCCCUGAAGGAGAACUUUAAAGUGGAGUGCAUUCAUCAAGUUGCAAUGAUCCUGGAUCCACAACUGAAGCUACGGCCUGUCCCAGCAUACCAGCAUGAGGACAUCAUCUCACGAGUGUGUGAUAUGGCUGCUAAUAUUAAGGAGACGGGAAGUGGUGGAUCUGGAGGAACACCUGUGGAUGAGAGGGAUAGCGACGGACCCUCAGCAGCUAAGCGAGGGCGCCUGGACUGUGGGUUAGAGAGGGCACCAUGCGGGACUGAAGAGCCACAGGUACGAAAGGAGCUGUUCCAGUACCUCGGUGAACCACUGUUCAGUGGCACAGGUGAUCUGUUGCAGUACUGGAGUUCGGUCAUGGACCGAUACCCCAGGCUGGCGCGGUUGGCACUGUGGUUGCUGGCCGUACCGGCUGUAGCUGUACAUGGAGAAUGCGUGAACAUCUGCGAGCAGACCUUAGCCAUGAAGAGAAAGCAGCAGGUCUCUACAGAGGAGAUGAACAAGCUGAUCUUCCUCAAAAGUAAUUUUGCUUGAGGCAGCUCAGGGCUUUCAGCUAAUAGCACCAUAGUUUUAAAUGAAGACAUCAAUGUACCAGAUGGAUGAUUCGUUUAUCUUUUUUUCCAUCUUUACAGAACAGAUUUUAUGUUAGUGUCUAACAAUGAGGCUCAUGAUAGACGUAGGCAAAGAAGUGAUACAAUGACAAUAGAUUGACAAAUGCCUGUUCAGACUGUAGUUUAGCUUUUCCUACAAAGCAACUCAUUAUGCCCUGGAUUUGAACUUGUUUUUAAUAUACUGUAUUAGUUGAAAAUAUCUUAAACAAAAUUGUCAUCUUUUUGAGUCAGUUGGAGUCAUUUAUCCCUCUUAAAACCAUUUUGUGGACCACAUUAGAGUUUCAGUGAAUUGAUUGUUGAAAUGAUCAAUGACAAUUUAGUGAAGGUAAAAACGGGAUACUUAGAAAAAGCCAUGAUUUGCAAUUACGCCUUUACGAAAAUCACACAAAGCUCAAUACCUCUUUGCGUUUUUGCAGUGGGCAAAUAGACUGUAUAGAUCUAAGUGUUGUGAUUUGUGUGCCAUGAUUUAGUAAUCGCUUAACCACUUUCAGUGUGUUAAGCUCAGUAUUGUACAGUUGCAAGAGUUUACGGCCAGCAGAACUCCAGUUUAUGAGUUAAUGCUUUUGCAGUUAUUUAUUUUUUUCCACAAUAACAUUGCAAUAACAUGUUACGUAGCACAAGUUACUCUCAAGCUGACUUUGAUGCCUUGGACCUUUUUGUAGCAGCCUUUUUCCCUCUUUUUUUUAUUAUUAUAGCUCACUGGCAUAAUUUCCUUCUACAACACAAUCUGCAGUAGUUAAAAAUGUAUUUUUGUGUUUUAACCCAAUGUUGUUGGGGAUCAGAAAUAUAUGGGAUUGUUCUCCUGAAGCUGUGCAAAGUUCUGGUACAGUUAUGUGCGAAGUUUGAAGUUGAAAUAAGGCUCAAAUUAAAUUCAGAAACACUCUCUCUCUCUCACACACUGUCUCAGUACAAACCUUGCACAGAGGCAGCUAAUUGUAUUAUUUGAAUGCAUUUUCUGAUUAUAAGAUAAGGACAGCUAAACUAAUGCUUCAUUAUUAAUGCACUGGAUUUCUGUUAUCCACAUAUCCCUCAUCAAUCUGUAGUGGUUUAUUUGAGUAGUGAAAACCUUGCAAAGUUAUUCCAUUAAGUUCAAAUUCCACAUGAAUUUUCACUGCCUUGGAUCAACAUUUUUAAACACUUCAGUGAAUGAACUGAAGUUCUAACUUCCAUGAUAAAAUAAAUAAUCUUUAAGAAUAUUUUACUGUAGUUUUCAUGGAAAGAUGUGAUUACCGGUAGUUUGAUAUCAUUUGACUAGUAAUGACUUGAUCAUCUUUGACAGAUAUGCAUGCAGGAAAAAUAAAAGUUUUUUUAUUAUUUAUUUUUUAUCUUUGUUUAAGAGAGCAAGAGGUGCUUGUGGGGAUCAGACAUAGGCUGCGCUGCGUUCACACAGCUGUAAUCACUAAUAUCAUCCUUUCUCAGGUUAAGAAAAAUGGCAGAAAAUAGGGCUGUUGACACAAUUCCUGUCUGCUUUUGUAAAGUAUGUACAGGACGUUUUACAGUAAGUAAAUUACAGCUGUUAGUUAAUAUGGUUUUAAAUUUUAAACCAUGACUGUGUGAACGUAGCCAUAAAGUGUGAAUUGCUGAAGAACGUAGCUAAUGCAAAAACUGUUCUGCUGAAGAGAAAUCUAGAUCAGAUAUCUCACAUACCCCAAAAUAAAGAUGUUCAUACUGGCUAGCAUGUAAAGAAUAGUUUGUGUAAAAAAGGCUUUAAAUUUGACCCUGAAAUGGAAACAGCUGCUGUCAAAUAUCGUUUUAUUUCUCUGUAACCACAAGAGGGCAGAAGUGUCUUUGCAAAGAGUCUCUAAAAAAACCUUACCUCUGUUUUCUAUUCAAACAUUACAGAUAUUUUGAUAAACUCAUGACUUAAUGAAGGUUUUACUUUUCUUUUUUUUUUUCUUUUUUCUGAAUGAAUGUGUGUUCGUCUUUGGGUAAAAAUGGAAAUGGUAGAAUGCAACAUGCUCAUACAGCCAGGUUUGUUUAAAAUAUACUGAGAUCUGAAAGUAUAAAACACUGUUUUAAUCACAGCUAUUUAUGGAUACACCACAGUUGUAUAAUAUUCUUUCUGUUUGUUUGAGAAGGAUUUUUUUUCUUCUUCCUGUUGUAGUUAUCUUGCUUAGUCUAGAUGUUUGUCAUUGACAGGCAUCUUUCUGAUUUGGUGUAUUGAGUUGUUUUAGCAGUAGGUCUAAUUUAUACAUUUUUUUAACACUAUUUUUAUAAACAUGACUGAUAAUAGAGUUUUCUCUCCUCAUUGACUGUCAGUAGUGUACUACACUGUUCUGAGAAUCUAUCUACACUUGUAGUAUGUUCUGUGUGAAUAAAGUAUCCUCAGUGAGUUCAUUUUUAUAUAGUUUUGGAUGGGUAAACUUUAUAUUACAGUGUAUUAAUGCAAGUAUUGAAAACUGCAAUUACUUAUGUUUACGUAAUGGGCAAAUAUUUUGCAAAUAGAAUUGAAUAGGAGUCUUGCCCCCACAGAUCCCGGAUACCAACAUCAUUGAGUCACUUUGGUAUUACAUGAAGAGAUGGAAGCAAUUGAGAGAGCCUAAAUAUAUACAUAAAUAGAUACCUCAACAAAGGUAUCCAGGUGUUCCUAGAAGCAUUUAUGCAGUUUUUAAGGCAACGAUGGUCACACCAAAUAUUGAUUUAGCUUUUUGUUUACUGGAAUUUGCUUUACUGGACUCCUGUAGUAUGUGCUCUGUGAAUAAAAUAU